UAGACUGGUUGGGGCUGACGUUGCUGAGGCAUCUGCCAAAGGCCCAGGCUGGAGGACCAGCUUCUCGGCCACAGCCUCUGCGCUCUGAGGUGGCACGAGUAGGUCAUUCGUGGAGGACAGAAGUGGAGGCGUGGGCCAAGAGUCUGGCCAUUUGACUUGAUCCUGGUACGGAUCAUGUCCCUGUUUUCAUCACUUCCUGUCCUCCUGUGUGUGAUGACAGUAUCCUUCUCAAAUACAAAAGCCAUUGAGGAUGCUCAGAAGACCUGUCCAGUGGUGGCCUGUGCCAUCCCAGUCACUAACGGCACCCCAGGAAGAGACGGGCGAGAUGGACCCAAGGGAGAAAAGGGAGAACCAGGGCAAGGGCUCAGAGGCUCCCAGGGCCCUCCAGGGAAAAUGGGGCCUCCAGGAAAUAUAGGGAAUCCUGGGCUUCCAGGACCCAGGGGCUACAAAGGAGAUCGUGGCGCUAGCUCGGUUGCUGAGGCUAAGCUGGCUAGCUUGGAGGGACAGAUAAGGAACCUGCGAUCAGAACUGGAUCAUGUCAAAAAGUUGCAAACCUUCUCCUUGGGCAAAAAGUCUGGGAAGAAGCUGUACGUGACCAAUGGUGAAAAGAUGCCUUUUUCCAGCGUGAAGGCUCUGUGCACUGCACUUGGGGCCACCGUGGCCACACCCAAGAAUGCAGAGGAGAACAAAGCCAUCCAGGACAUGGCCCCCGACACCGCCUUCCUGGGCAUCACAGAUGAGGUGACCGAAGGGCAGUUUAUGUAUGUAACUGGAGGAAGGCUAGGCUACAGCAACUGGAAGAAGAAUGAGCCCAAUAACCAUGGCUCAGGGGAGGACUGUGUGCUCCUCUUACCAGACGGGCUCUGGAACGACAUCUCCUGUUCUUCCUCCUUCUUGGCCAUCUGUGAAUUUCCAGCCUGAAGAGGCAAGUUCCUCUGCUCCGCCAGUGACUCCCUGCUGAGCUCUCUGCUGCUCUGGAAGAGAAUUCUGUGUUUAUUUUCCCACA
Capra hircus (goat) is the source of this 1006-nucleotide messenger RNA. RefSeq names its product mannose-binding protein A. Gene Ontology annotation, cellular component: rough endoplasmic reticulum; multivesicular body. NCBI's taxonomy places the organism in Eukaryota, Metazoa, Chordata, Mammalia, Artiodactyla, Bovidae. The transcript is spliced from 5 exons. The record is from RefSeq and is a predicted model, not a curated record. Gene Ontology annotation, biological process: surfactant homeostasis; positive regulation of phagocytosis. Bases 175 to 921 code for a protein of 248 amino acids.